AUGAACAGAUUAAAGAAAAUCGAGGGAAACCGACAGAGAAGUCACAGUUUCGAUAUGAUUGUGAUGGACGAGGUUACCAAGAUAAUAUUGGAUUUGGAUCAUCAAACAAAUAAUGCACAGAACAACAGUAGUUCAACACCGAAUUUAACAGCUUUAGAUAAUUCAUUACCACACCCACCUCAUUCACCUCGUGGUGGACAAUCACAUCUAUCACCUCUAAAUAUAGUUGGAUCAGGAGGAGGAUUAGGAGGAGGAGGAUCUGCUCCAUCAUCUCCAAUGCAAUCAAGACAUCAUAGUUUCAGUAUUCAUCCAUCCACCUCAAACACAUCAAUUUCCUCAAGUAUGCUUCCACCGUCUUCAGAGCAAACGUUAAAUCCACCAACAUUCUCACUCUCUGUAGAUACCACACAAAAAACAAUGACAACACAACAACAGCAACCAGGUGUAGCUAUUCCAUCUUCACCAAAACCACCAACAGCUCUUGAAAAUCUUCAUCACAUAUAUAAACCACAACCACACCAUAUUUCCAUAUCGAUUCUCGAUAAACCUGUACAAAUGAAUGAAAGAUCACCCAGUUUCAGUAGUCUGCCUGGCGAGUUGACAGCCAGUGGACACCUGAAACGAAGUAGUUUCGCAACACCAUCGCCACCACCAUUCAAUUUGGAUGGCGCUUCCGUAAGCAACCCUCACCACUCCAACGGCAGUGGAAAUACACCGCCAGCCUCACCGUCGCGAAGAAAAUCGCUGGCCGCCUCCGUAACAAUUUUACCACCGACCAAGAAAUCACAGAGUUUUCGACGUGGACUUCUCUCGGUCAUUGAAUCGCCAUAUUAUAUCACACUGAUGGUGCUUGCCAUCCUCUUUAUUCUCUUCAUAGACGACAUCAUUGGAAUUUGCGGUUCGCCAUACUCCACCAUUCAAAACUAUAUAAUCUUGGCGGUGCGUCUGCUUAUCAUAUUGUUUUUCACACUGGACAUUGUAAUGAGUGUAUUGGUAUACGACCGUCACUACUACAAUAACACGGUGGUCGUUUUCCUCGAUCUACUCUCACUGGACCGCACCGAUCUCUAUGGCUACACAGCAUCACUAUCGAACCUACAGUACCAACUAGCCAGCAAUCCAACAACAUUCACAGACUCUGUCAACAACUACAUCUCUAGCAACUCGCACAACAACAUCGAUAUACUGUUCCUCUCCGUCGCCAACCAAGACUUUUACAACCAUCAAUCUAAAAUCGUUAAUCUACAAUUCAACGCAAUCUUAAAAUAUGAUUAUCAAUCAUCAUCUAUUUGGUUAGAUAAUUCUUAUAAUGUUAGAAUAUCUAGUAUUAUGCAUUUAUGUUUAACAAUAUUUGUUAUAUUGCUAUUGAUUAUUGUUAAUAUUAUGAUUAUUAGAGAUGCACACAAGAUUGUUAUCAAUCCACUGGAGAAUGUUUUAGCGAUUGUAAAGACAUUGUCGAAACAAAAUGCAGCAAUACAGAGAAAGAGUGAAAUUUUGAAUGAUCUAAAGCUAGAGAGUGAAUCAAACAACAACACCAUCAAUCAGAUCGAUGACGAUGAAUCUGACGAAGCAGACUAUCUCCUUGGAAUGUUGAGUGACAUCGAUGGUUCACUUCAAGCUGCAAAAGAAAAAGUAGAGGAAGAAUCAAUUCAAAACUCAAGACUCAAGAGUGAAAUCGAAGAUCUAUUCGCUGAGAAGUUUAUAUUACAAAUUCAUUUAGAUUCUGUACUUAGAAACAUCGAUUUCAAUGAUAAUAUUGGUGAUAUGUUGAAAAAGAAUAGAGAACUGUUGAAUAUGAAUGCAAAACAAUUACCGGAAGGUGUUAAUUCCGAUUCAGUUAAAUUCAAGGUCGAUGAAAGCAAUCCAGAGAAAUUCAUAAUUCUCUGUGCAACAUUGGAUCGUUUGAUCGAGCGACUCACCAAGAUAGACAAUCACGAUAUGAAGUUUGCAAAUGUAUUCCUCCUGACAUUUAGAAGAUUCGUUUCACCCAUUGAAUUGAUGGAGUUGUUAAUCAUUAGAUUCUGUAGCACACCAGCAAUGGAGUUAACCACAACACUACUUCAAAUGGAUGACUAUGUUAGUGGUUGGAGAACAUCGAAACAAGAUCAAUUAAGAAUAAGUGUUUUCAAUGUUAUUAAAUUGUGGAUUGCUAAAUUCUUUUGGGAUUUCGAGAAUGAGGAGCUAUUGGAGUUACUUCAAUAUCUAUUAAAGACAAUUAUGCCAAGAUUCAAUAUGGAUCGAUAUGCAGUACAUCUAGAAGCACUAUUGAGAAGAAAACAAGAGAAUUACGUUGCUUUGGUAGAGUAUCAACCUUUGAAACCGCUGAGUCAAGAAGACAUUGCAGAGAUGAUGGUCGUCGACGAUCGUGUUCUCUUCAACUACGAAGUCAACGACAUUGCAACACAGAUCACUCUCAUUGAAUUCGAGAUGUUCAAAUCGAUCCGACCAGAGGAGUUGUUGGACUUGGCUUGGACAAAGAACAAGACAAAGUUCAGAACAUCACCGAAUAUCGCGCGAUUCACAGAGCAUUUCAACAACGUUAGUUUCUGGAUUCAAAUGCAAAUCGUCAAGUAUGGCAAAGUGAAGGAGCGUGUCUCUGCGAUGAAGCGUAUCAUUGCUCUCGGUGAAUCGUUCCUUCAACUCAACAACUUCUACGGUGCAAUGGAGCGUGAGAUUGCAGCGACCAUUCUAUCGAUUCAGCAAUUCCAAAACACUCUUGAAUAUUUCCAUGAAGUCAACAACAAAUUGAAAUCUCAAUUGGAUUUGCGUGCACCCGAUACAGAAACCAUCUAUAAGAUGUCUUUGACUGCAGAACCCAGAAGAAAUUAA
Heterostelium album PN500 is the source of this 2829-nucleotide messenger RNA. It is a transcript of the gene gefW, whose product is annotated as Ras-GEF domain-containing protein. The transcript is spliced from 6 exons. The record is from RefSeq and is a predicted model, not a curated record. NCBI's taxonomy places the organism in Eukaryota, Evosea, Eumycetozoa, Acytosteliales, Acytosteliaceae. Gene Ontology annotation, molecular function: guanyl-nucleotide exchange factor activity. The coding region runs from base 1 to 2829 and encodes 942 amino acids. Gene Ontology annotation, biological process: Ras protein signal transduction; positive regulation of GTPase activity. Gene Ontology annotation, cellular component: plasma membrane.